Messenger RNA from Haemonchus placei, 714 nucleotides. NCBI's taxonomy places the organism in Eukaryota, Metazoa, Nematoda, Chromadorea, Rhabditida, Trichostrongylidae. The record is from the annotation of a GenBank genome assembly.
CCUGUAGAGCUCAUCUUCAGCAUCUGGUUGAUCACCUCCUAUGAUUGUGAUUGCCGUGAUUGGUACGGUGUUUGCUGGCGAGAUGGUGAUACUUGGAUUGACGACGAAACUUGGGUUUAUGAAUGCGAUGGAACCAAUGCAACCGAUGGGAAAUUUGUCGGAUGUGAAGUGGGACCUCCACCCAGAGAAACCGUAUACGUAGGCGAAAAUCGAACGGUGGGAUUGCUGUGGCACAGUUGUGAGGCAAACGAACAGCGCUUGAAAUAUGAUUCAGAACCACACUGCCUUGUUAAUGGUUCCAUCAAAAAGGUUCGUUCGGAGUUUCGCGACGGCCGCUUUCAAUGGUUAUGCCUAGAAACUGGACGAUGGGUCGUCGGCUGUUAUUAUGCAAACGAAACACAUCCCGAUGUGUACUUGAAGAUUGGUGAGCAUGGCUAUAACGGUCUGAUCAAGCACGUUUGCGAUCGAUACAAGGACUAUCCUGGACGAGUACAGUACUACGCUGAGGUUCGAAACGAUGUGCACGUGAAGCAUCCAACAAAUAAAGGAAUAAAUAAAAACUUUCCGGAACCAGCUGAUCUACGGAUUAAAGACAAAGUUGAACGAUGGGUCCAUGAAAGUGCAUCGAUGUUUAUCGCAAAUGAAGAAGUACUUCAUGGAAAAGUUCGGUAUCUACCGGCUUCCCGACGGCAAUGGCCAACUAAUCAGCACUAG